GCCCGGCGGGGAGCGGCGAUGGGCAGCGCGGGGGGGCCCGGUGGGGCCGCCCUGCGGGCGCUGGUGUCGGUGGCCGUCGGGCUGCUGGCCUGCGGCGUGGCCAGCGAGUACGACUAUGUCAGCUACCAGUCAGACCUCGGCCCUUACCCUGGCGGGCGCUUUUACGCCAAGCCCCACCAGUGCGUGGCCAUCCCUGCCGACCUGCGGCUUUGCCACAGCGUGGGCUACGACAAGAUGGUGCUGCCCAACCUGCUGGAUCACGAGACCAUGGCAGAGGUGAAGCACCAGGCGAGCAGCUGGGUGCCACUGCUCAACAAGAAUUGCCACAUGGGCACUCAGGUCUUCCUGUGCUCCCUCUUUGCCCCCGUCUGCCUGGACCGGCCGGUCUACCCCUGCCGCUGGCUCUGCGAGGCCGUGCGUGACUCCUGUGAGCCUGUCAUGCAGUUCUUUGGCUUCUUCUGGCCAGAGAUGCUCAAGUGUGACCAGUUUCCCCAGGAUGACGUCUGCAUUGCUAUGACAGCUCCCAAUGCCACCGAGGUCUCCAGGCCCAAAGGAACGACUGUGUGUCCCCCUUGUGACAACGAGAUGAAGUCAGAGGCCAUUGUGGAGCACCUGUGUGCCAGCGAGUUUGCUCUUAAGAUGACCAUAAAGGAAGUGAAGAAGGAGAAUGGGGACAAGAUGAUCAUUCCACGGAAGAGGAAGGCACUGAAGCUGGGGCCCAUCCGAAAGAAGAACCUGAAGAAGCUGGUGCUGUUCCUAAAAAACGGGGCAGACUGUCCCUGCCAUCAGCUGGACAACCUCAGCCACUACUUCCUCAUCAUGGGCCGCCAGGUGAAGACCCAGUACCUGUUGACAGCUAUCUACAAGUGGGACAAGAAGAACAAAGAGUUCAAGAAGUUUAUGAAGAAGAUGAAAUCCCCCGACUGCCCGACGUUUCCAUCCGUGUUCAAGUGACCUGAGGGUGGCGGGGGAGCCGCUGGCUGCGCCUGCACAGCCGGGCACGGCGGCUCGGUCUCGCUGCUCUGCAGCAGGGAUGCUGGAGCCAAGGCCUCCUGCUCCUCCUGCUCCUCCAUCCUGCUCCUCAGAGCUCCCUCAGCGAUCUCAGCCCUCCCACAUCCCCGCUGCUGGCGUUGGCCUGGUGGCCUGGGCGUGUGAUGCACGUGCACCCACAGUCGCUGAGGUCACACACGAUUUAUGUCUGCACUGUCUAAAAACCUCUUCUUGUACAGAUGUGUACAACCAUUGACAUAGCAGCUGUCAGGUAAAGAGGGCAAGCAGAGGGGUGUGAGGUGACGUUAAGAGCUUGCAUGCUUGCAGAAGGGACCCUCGUGAUCAUGUCACUCCUGUCUUCAUGGCUGCAGGAUUGCCCCGAAUUCCUGAAUGAACCUGAGCUGGCUGAUUAGACAGAGAUCCCAUCUUCAUGAUCAGAGUUAAUAAAUGAGUAGUGGAGAACCCGUUA
Messenger RNA from Sturnus vulgaris (Common starling), 1459 nucleotides. It is a transcript of the gene SFRP1, whose product is annotated as secreted frizzled related protein 1. The record is from RefSeq and is a predicted model, not a curated record. Gene Ontology annotation, biological process: non-canonical Wnt signaling pathway; canonical Wnt signaling pathway. Lineage: Eukaryota; Metazoa; Chordata; Aves; Passeriformes; Sturnidae. Gene Ontology annotation, molecular function: Wnt-protein binding.